ACUGUUACAGGUCAUUUUUGAGGAGCCGGUGCUCAAAAAUGUUAUAAAUUGAACACGGACAUAAAAGAAAAAGGCAUUUCGCUCUUGGCUUUUCGAUGAACAAAUAUCUCUGAUUCCAGAAAAAUUUUAUUCUGCUGCAUAAAGAAUCGUUUCGAGAAUGGUGUUGUUUCCGAAAAAAGGGAAGAAAAUUCCACGACAAAUACCAAAGCCGACUGGACCAUAUAAUGUUGGUUGUACAGAUAUAAUGACUGGCUAUUCUGCUGAUGGAGUGUUUUUGAGACUUUUUUAUCCUGCUUCGCCAACAAAAAAUCCCAGAUCUCCAGAAUGGUUACCUCAUGAAAGUUAUUUGACAGGCUAUGGCAUGUUCUUCAAAAUGUGGCCGCCUCUUUUCUGCAAGUCUUACCCGAAAUUUGUAGGUGACAUCUACACUCCAGCGGCGUGGGAUGCCGCACCUCUACGAAUACCGGGUCACCGUUUUCCAGUCAUCAUCUUUUCUCACGGCCUCGGUGGUUGCAGGACGACUUACACAACUUUCUGCUUGGAGUUCGCUUCGCAUGGCUUUAUAGUGGCAGCACUGGAACACAGAGAUUAUUCGGCUUGUAUGUCGUUCUAUUUUGAAUGCCAAGAAACACCUACAUCGGAAUCUGGAGUACAAGAUGCAUCGAAACAGUUGGAGAAGAAAUGGAUGCUUUUCAAAAAAGUAAAAAGCGGGAAAGGAGAAUACGCCAUCAGAAAUCAACAGGUCCAUAGACGAGCAAAAGAAUGCAUUGAUGCAUUAGACUUGCUUAGUGCGCUUCAUGAUGGCAAACAGAUAGAAAACGUCAUAGAUACUUCACAUUUAUCAUUAAGUUCCUUACAAAAUUUGUUAGACCUCGAAAAAGUGUCCAUUGCAGGACAUUCCUUUGGAGGAGCAACAGUCGUUACUACCAUGGCCAAAGACAAACGAUUUAAGGUAGGUCUUGGACUUGACACUUGGAUGCUACCACUUAGAGAAGAAACAUCCAUUUUUCAGAAAGUAAAUCAACCGAUGCUGUUCAUCAACAUGGAGAAAUUUCAAACCAAAGAAAAUCUGAGGGUCAUGAAAAAGAUGGAGUCAUCUGAAAUUCACCGACUGAUCAUCACACUUAAGGGAACUGUUCAUCUGAAUCAAACCGAUGUUCCUUUCUUAUGUGAUAAAACAAUGAGAAAGCUAUUUGGUGCUCAUUCAAAAUUGGACCGCUUUACAGCAAUGAAUCUUACCACAAGGCUUUCAAAUGUUUUUCUUAGUAAGCAUUUAGAAACGCCAUCUAAUGCUAAACAUGCCGAUUUCAUACAGCAGUUUCGUGGUGUUUUGAAAGAAGGUAUCACAUGUGUUUAAAACGUAGCAUGAAAGACUUAAAAAAUUAGAAUUUUACUUCAGACUAGAUGAAUAUUUUUUAAGUAUUGUUAAAGAAACAAUGGGUUAAAAAAAUUUAGUACAAAUUAUUAAUGCUAAAAAUAUUUUAUUGUUAACAAUUAUUA
This is a messenger RNA of Argiope bruennichi, 1500 nucleotides long. RefSeq names its product platelet-activating factor acetylhydrolase-like. The transcript is spliced from 8 exons. Bases 158 to 1357 code for a protein of 399 amino acids. The record is from RefSeq and is a predicted model, not a curated record. Gene Ontology annotation, molecular function: 1-alkyl-2-acetylglycerophosphocholine esterase activity. Lineage: Eukaryota; Metazoa; Arthropoda; Arachnida; Araneae; Araneidae.